AUGCUCACUCACCAGGACCGUCCUUCUCACAACACCACCACUACCACCGCUGCCACUUCUUCAUCCACUGUUGUCGCGCCCGCUGCCAACAGCCUCGUCAUCUACUUCUCGCCAGCGGCAGGACCCGGACGCCCAAUAUCGUUCCGACCAACAGCAAUCGCGACGACAACCAGCUGUCGCUGUCGCUUCCGCCGCCGCUUCGUCGUCAGCCCCUUCGUCGUCUAG
Molecule: messenger RNA, 225 nt
Organism: Colletotrichum truncatum
Lineage: Eukaryota; Fungi; Ascomycota; Sordariomycetes; Glomerellales; Glomerellaceae
Source: RefSeq, a predicted model, not a curated record